AGGGCUUUGAAUUUAAAAAUGAUAAAACCAGGACAUAGUAUAUACCUGAGCUGAGUGUGUCAAUCCCUUAUCUUGAGUUUUCAUCAUCCUGUAACAACAAUUCUUUGUCAAAAAACGACAACAAAAAGAGAAAACAUCCAUUUAUGAUCCAUGACGAUAGCAAACAAAAAAGACUCAUCUCCAGCUUACACAGAAGCUGUUGAUGAAAUCAUGAGGAUUUACAGAUCACUUCCACCAAGGCCCUCCAUUGAAGAGCUUGAAGCAGCCAUUUCCCUUGUCAAAACUGUUGAUUCCGAAGAAAAACUGAAACUUGAUGAGCUUUCUAGCCAGUUGCCACCUCAGGAUGUGCCAUCAGAGAUUUUUUCUGUGUUGCAACAAGUUAAGAAGACCAUGGUUUUGUUUCAGAGUCAUGAGCAGAGCAAAGAGGCUCUGGAGUUGUUGGAAGUUGACAAGUUUUUUCAAAAGUUUGAUCAACUUAUUCAGACAGCUUCCGGGUUGAUAUCUGGAGGUACUCAGAUCGAGUCCGGUGAUGAUUUGGGAUACCAUGUUGAAAAAAUUGAUCAAGUGGUGAGUGAUGAGAGUGUGAUCAUGAUCAAGGAAGGUGAUGAAUCAAAGAGUUCAGCUUUGCCUUUGGUCAAGAAGAGUUCUGUCACCAAAGUCAUUGAUUUGUCUUCAGGUGGCAAAGACGCUGAAAAAAUGAGCCUGAUGAAAGUGGCUGCUCUUUUUGAAAGCAAGCAAAAAUCAGAAGAAAGGGACCAAUUGGUUCUUGAUCUGGGAGGUAAACUGAUGGACAAUAUAGAGUGGCUUCCGGUAUCUCUAGGGAAGUUGUCACAUAUUGUUGAGCUUAAUUUAUCAAACAACAAACUAAUGGUUCUUCCAACCACCAUCGGUGGCCUCACUGCCCUAAGGAAACUUGAUGUCCAUGCGAACCAACUUAUGAACCUUCCUGAUACAUUUGGUGAAUUAAGCAAUUUAUCUGAUCUGGAUCUCCAUGCCAAUAAAUUAAAAACACUGCCAGUUUCAUUUGGUAAUCUGAAAAACCUUGUCAAUUUUGAUUUGAGUUCAAACCAUUUUAGUACCCUGCCAGAUAUAAUCGGUGAUCUAACCUCUUUAGAAGUGUUGAAUGUGGAGACAAAUGAGCUUGCUGAACUUCCCUACACAAUUGGAUCAUGCACGUCCCUUGUAGAGCUAAGACUCGACUUCAAUCAGCUCAGAGGUCUUCCAGAGGCCAUCGGAAAGCUAGAAAUGUUGGAAAUUUUCACAUUUCAUUACAACAGAGUUGGAAAGUUGCCAACAACAAUGGGAAAUCUUACCAAACUGAGGGAACUAGAUGCAAGCUUUAAUGAACUCGAAGGCAUCCCUGAAAGCUUCUGUUUUGCAGUCAAUCUUGAGAAGUUAAAUGUCGGGAAAAACUUUUCAGACCUAAGAGCCUUGCCUAGAUCAAUUGGAAACCUUGAAAAGCUUGAAGUGUUGGACAUCAGUGAUGAUCAGAUUAGAAUCUUGCCUGAUUCAUUUCGCUUCCUAUCAAAAUUGAGAGUGUUUCAUGCUUAUGAGACUCCACUUGAAGUUCCUCCAAAGCAAAUUGUCACACUGGGAGCUCAGGCUGUUGUUCAGUACAUGGAUGAGUUUGUUGCUAAGAGGGAUGUGAGAGUUCAACAGCCAGAGAAGAGGAAAGGUUGCUGGUCCAGGCUAUGUUGCUUCUCUUUCUCGGGUUCGGAGGAAAAGCAUUAAGGAAGGAUUAUCUGCAUUCGAAUUUGGCAUACAGUUUCUGAGAAUUUAUUUUAUAAGAAACCUGCAUUAUUGUUUAAUUCUUUGUAUUGAGGUCCAGACAUUGCUCUGUUUCUACCUUUUCUAUCUGUUCAUUAAACAAUUACAAAACUAUGGUGCUUCACUAAAAACUUUGAUUCUAUU
Daucus carota subsp. sativus is the source of this 1911-nucleotide messenger RNA. Its product is annotated as plant intracellular Ras-group-related LRR protein 5. The transcript is spliced from 3 exons. Bases 151 to 1731 code for a protein of 526 amino acids. The record is from RefSeq and is a predicted model, not a curated record. Gene Ontology annotation, biological process: signal transduction. Gene Ontology annotation, molecular function: protein binding. NCBI's taxonomy places the organism in Eukaryota, Viridiplantae, Streptophyta, Magnoliopsida, Apiales, Apiaceae.